CGAUCCAACCUCCCCCCACCACCAAAUAAAAACCUCAAAGCCUGUCUUUCUCCCUUUUGUCUUCCACUCUGUGCGUGUGCGUGUUUUUUUUGAGGCUCUGAAAUAGUGAAGUCUGAUAUUAAAAAAGAGAGAGUUAUUUUUGGGAUUCAGUUUCCUACAUAUCUUCCCCUCCUUUGUUUUCUAACUUCUUUUCCUUUUGGGGUUCAAAGAAAACAAGGAAAGAAGGGAAAAAAGGAAUUCGUUUCUUUGUGUAAUCUAAGCAAUGAUUAAGUGUUACCCUUUCAAUCUUCUCUUUGUAAAUAUUGCUUUGAUUUGCCUUGAUGUUGUUCUAGCAUUUAUUGCCUUUUUCCAGCUUUGUAGGAUUCACCUACGGAAUCAACGAGUUGGGUGGACACGUCAAAAAGUUCUUCAUCUCAUGAUCGGCUCUUCUAAUUGUGGUUAUUUCAUUUAUUUUUUGUGCAUGGUUGUUGCCACAUGCAAAAGGUGGCUUUGCUGGUCUAAUGUGUGUGGCUUUGUUCUAAUGGCCUUGCCCAAGAUUCUGUUUUUGGCUGCAUUUCUUCUUCUACUAUCUUUCUGGGCCGACCUUUGCCAUCAGGCAAAUGAUGAAGAGGAUGGUGAUGAAGAAAAUAGUAGUCGAAAGCCUUUGUUGGAAACUUCGAAGACCAAGGUAGGCUUGUCAAACAUUGAUAUUCGUCGGAAAUGUUGCUCGUUCCAAGGUAUUCGAGUUGGUAGCAGGCAAAAAUUCGUUAUUGUGGUACGAGUACAAAUAAGUUCUAUUUACAAUCCAAUCUUAUGGUCAGUAGGUUUAUUUUUAUUUUCCUUCUUCCACCAGGUCAUUGUGCUCAAUGUCCUUUUAAUAAUUGCCUUUGCUGCAAUAAUCCGGAUUGAACAGAAGAAUCCUAGUAAUUCGUUAGUAUUUGCUCGGGUGUAUAUAGAUUUUCUUGCCACGUUGGUGCUUCUAAUGGGUGUAGCUUUCGGUUGCUAUGGUUUCCUUCUAUUUUCUAAAUUGAGGAGAGUUCGCUCCGAGAAAGCUUCAUCUGAAAUGCGAAAGGUGGUUGGUUUAGCAGUUGUCUCGGUCUUGUGUUUCACAUCGAGUUCUUUAAUAGCUCUUUUCACGGAUGUUCUUCUUUUUCAUCAUUGGAAUCCGGAGAAGAUUAAUGGCGUAAAAGCACCGAUUCUUCUUAUUUUGCACCAUGUUUUAGGAUUAUCGGUCCCCUUCGCUUUUGGACUAUGGUUCAUGAGAGAGCUACCAGCCCCGUCUACAAGUAAUAGGCAAGUGCAGCCAAGAGCAAUAACUUUUAUUAGUUAUGGAUCGGCAGGAAGGCAUCAUCAUCAGUACUACCCGACCGCAACAAGUUCGGAAAAGCAGGUGUCAAGAACAAGUCCGAAUUAAGCACAUAUUUAUUCAAAUCAACUAAAAAACACCAUGUUUCUCUGCUGGCCUAGCUCCAAGGAUAAAAACGGGGAUGGGAGUUUUUGCGAUGUACAGCAGUCGCCAUUAACUGAACUAAUCAGUGGAUUACAGAUUUAAAUGACCCUGUUUUUAAUAAAUCACCAUAGUUUGACAUCAUUUGAAACAUAUUAUAUAUAUAUAUAUAGGUGAUACAUGAGUGUUAUAGAAACAAGAUAGAUGUUUGGUUCUUUUUUGUUGUUGUUGUUGUUGUAGGAUAUAUGAUUCUUAAAGCAUUGUGUUGUAAAUGCAUACCGAGGUUUUUUUGUUAGAAACAGUUGAACAUAUAAGCUUUUGAACAAUUUAUUUGACUCUUUGUGAUUGCUAAUGAAUUGGCAGAUGUUUUU
This is a messenger RNA of Gossypium raimondii (Peruvian cotton), 1797 nucleotides long. Its product is annotated as tobamovirus multiplication protein 1. NCBI's taxonomy places the organism in Eukaryota, Viridiplantae, Streptophyta, Magnoliopsida, Malvales, Malvaceae. Bases 263 to 1393 code for a protein of 376 amino acids. The transcript has 12 exons. The record is from RefSeq and is a predicted model, not a curated record.